Penicillium roqueforti is the source of this 1320-nucleotide messenger RNA. RefSeq lists its product as uncharacterized. Bases 1 to 1320 code for a protein of 439 amino acids. The transcript has a single exon. NCBI's taxonomy places the organism in Eukaryota, Fungi, Ascomycota, Eurotiomycetes, Eurotiales, Aspergillaceae. The record is from RefSeq and is a predicted model, not a curated record.
AUGGUCAUGCUUCUCGACCUCCCAGAGGAGGCUCUUUGCCUCAUUGCGGAAGAACUGCCUUUCCAGGGUGACCGCUGUUCCCUGAUUCGAUCAUGUCGUCGACUGUACACAGUUCUGCUACCAGCGCUCUACUCUCGGGUUAUUCUUGGUAAUUGUACCCAUCAUACUAUUGGCCAAGCCAGUCGACUUGUCAAUGCAAUUGCGCGACGUCCGCAGCUGGCAAAUGCAGUACGAUCUAUACGGCUAGGGUACUGGGACACUGAGGACGCCAAUGAAGAAGUCGACGUUGAUUAUGAAUAUGAUAGGGAACUCCUUGACGGAUUUGUCGCUGGUACCUGUUGGUCUAAGCAACCGCAUGAACAACUGCGUCUCGGAAACACCGACGCUUGGUUGGCUUUGCUCCUUCCCCAGCUGAAAGGCUUGAGACGAAUCAGCAUAUGCUACCCGGAUAUGUCAGAAUAUGUUACGGGGAUGUUCGUGAAGGCUGCACGAGAGGAUACCACGGCAUUUUCUCGCCUCGUUGAAGCUUUCGGGGAAUGGUAUGAUACGGAAAAUUCCAUCCAUGCAAGCCUCAUGGAUCCGUUCUUCAAAUUCCCCGCCAUGCGCAGGGUUGGAGGACACGCUAUCGUCGACAACGCUCGCGAAGAGGAAGAAACCCGCAUUAUUCCCUUCUCAGACGUCACCGAUAUUGAUCUCGACAUGACCAACACUGAGUGUGGCUUCCGUGUCUGGAUUGAAUCUUGCAAGGCUCUCAAGACGUUUCGCUUGAAUAUUGGCGGAGGAAUGAUCUCCGAUGGGCCUGAGAUUGUAUCGGCUCCCCUUCAAGAAUCUAUCUCCCUUCACAAGACAACACUUGAAGGCUUUUGGCUCUGUGGCGAAUCAUACGAACCCCCAGAAGACGAUGAGGGAUGGAUGGGAUCGUUUGCCGAUUUCAACAUGUUGAAAUAUCUACAUAUUUCUAUAUCAAUGCUUGCUAAGCUUGAUGAGGACUUUGAGCCCACGCAAGAACUCAUGGCGAUUUUGCCGCCGUCCCUUGAGACUUUGUAUCUGUGCCACUGCCACAACGAGCUACUCGGGUGGGCCGUCGAUCAAAUCGACCGCUUGAUAGAGUCAAAUUGUCUGCCACGCCUUACUUCCUUGGGGCUUGAAGGUUACGGUCCUUCAGAGGUUCAGCAGAGUUCCCUGGAGACUAUGCGCAAACUGGAGGAACUGCACAAAAAAUGUGCAGACGCUGGUGUAUUCUUUGCUACCUCUAUUGGAAGUCAUAGAGUGGUUCCGAGUCAUUUUGUAUCGCUUUGGCCUUGUGCCUAUGAUUGCUGA